AUGAAACAUUUAAUAAAUAUUGAUAAGGCUAAGUUCAAAAUGCUUAAAUCGGGUUUCAAUUUAGUACGAAGUGUUCCUGGAAUUCUCAAGCGGACAAUGUCAACACAAGAACAAGAAGUUUUAUUUGAGACAUUGAACAAUGCCGGCAUUAUAACAUUAAAUAGACCAAAAGCAUUGAAUUCCCUUAAUGAAAACAUGGUGAAAAUGAUUCUGCCACAACUUCAAGAUUGGGAGAAGAAUAGAAGUUUGGUAAUUGUAAAAGGAGCUGGUGAUAAGGCUUUUUGUGCUGGUGGUGAUGUUAAGGCUGCUAUAGAUAAAGAAAAAGGACCGAAAUUCUUCCACACAGAGUACAAUGUUAACUAUCUCAUAGGAAAAUACAAAAUCCCUUACAUUGCGUUUAUUGACGGUAUCACGAUGGGGGGUGGUUUGGGGCUGUCUGUUCAUGGCAGGUACAGGAUUGCAACAGAAAAAACUGUGAUUGCAAUGCCAGAGACGAAAAUAGGCUUGUUUCCUGAUGUUGGCGGUUCAUAUUUUCUUCCUAGAUUGCAGGUCAAUUUAGGUUUAUAUUUAGGUUUAACUGGCGAUAGGUUAAAAGCAAAAGAUGUUGUAAAAGCAGGAAUAGCUACACAUUUUGUGCCAAGCAGGCGUCUGUACGAAUUGGAGAAGCUUUUAUCUCGUUGCAACAAUGACAUUGAGAUACGCACCUUACUUAGCAAAUUCAAUGAACCACAGGAGGAGUUUUCAUUAGCACCAAAUAUUAAACACAUCAACUACUGUUUUGCCGCAUCCACUAUUGAAGAAAUCAUAGAAAGACUGGAGAAGGUUAAGAAUGACUGGUCUAUCAAAACCUUAAAGACGCUAGAGGGCAUGUGUCCAGGAUCACUUAAGAUCACACUGCGAGCUCUGCAGCGAGGCGCCCAACUGGAGCUGGCUCAGUGCCUCCGCAUGGAGUACCGCCUCGCAUGCCGCGCUACCGAGAACCAUGACUUCCCCGAAGGUGUCCGAGCUCUUCUCAUUGAUAAAGACAACAAUCCAAAGUGGAAUCCUAAGACUCUGGCUGAAGUAACUGAAGAUUAUGUAGAGGGUUAUUUUAAGAAAUUGCCCGAAGACCGCGAGUUAAAGUUCUUCGAUGCCAAACUA
Messenger RNA from Iphiclides podalirius (scarce swallowtail), 1140 nucleotides. The record is from the annotation of a GenBank genome assembly. Lineage: Eukaryota; Metazoa; Arthropoda; Insecta; Lepidoptera; Papilionidae.